Rattus norvegicus (Norway rat) is the source of this 1769-nucleotide messenger RNA. RefSeq names its product heat shock protein family B (small) member 7 (gene Hspb7). The transcript has 3 exons. Gene Ontology annotation, cellular component: nucleus; cytoplasm; Cajal body. Bases 70 to 579 code for a protein of 169 amino acids. NCBI's taxonomy places the organism in Eukaryota, Metazoa, Chordata, Mammalia, Rodentia, Muridae. The record is from RefSeq and is marked validated.
GAGGCCUGCACCCACACGUUUCUCCAGCCCAGCCCCUGCCCGCCCGGACAGGGCCCCUGCUGCCUGUGGAUGAGCCAUCGGACCUCCUCCGCCUUCAGAGCGGAGAGGAGCUUCCGUUCCUCCUCUUCUUCCUCCUCCUCCUCCUCUUCUUCGGCCUCCCGUGCCCUUCCAGCCCAGGACCCACCCAUGGAGAAGGCCUUGAGCAUGUUUUCAGAGGACUUUGGCAGUUUCAUGCUGCCCCACUCGGAGCCCCUGACCUUCCCAGCCCGUCCCGGGGGACAAGGAAACAUCAAGACUCUCGGGGAUGCCUACGAGUUUACUGUGGACAUGAGAGACUUCUCCCCUGAAGACAUCAUUGUCACCACCUCCAACAACCACAUCGAGGUGCGGGCUGAGAAGCUGGCAGCUGAUGGCACAGUCAUGAACACCUUUGCUCACAAGUGCCAGCUACCAGAGGAUGUGGACCCUACGUCGGUGACCUCGGCCCUGAGGGAGGAUGGCAGCCUCACCAUUCGAGCACGUCGUCACCCACACACAGAACAUGUCCAGCAGACCUUCCGGACGGAGAUAAAAAUCUGAGGGUCUCCCCACCCCUGGCCUUCCCCCCAUCUCCUCCCCCACUGGCCUGCUGGUGAGGUCGCCAUGACCCCUGACAAUGCCCCCCCCAGAACAUCUCAGCCUAGGCCCCAGUCACUCCACACACUCUUAGGCCCCAGGUGGGUCACCCCUGUCCUCUCUACCCAAGGCAAUCCAGGGACCCGCUUACCCUCACCCAGAUAGGCCCUCCCUAUCUUAGUUUACAAUAGAGGGGCUGAGGUAGCCACUUGGGGAGCAACAUGAAGACGGAGUCCGUAACACAGGGUGGCAUCAAUGGCAUUUCUGCAGGGCAGGGGACCAGGGGCCCUCCCAGCAAGGGGAAUAUGAGAGACUGGCCACAAGCAGUGCUUCUGGCCCAUGCAGACUGCCUCAGGGAAGGCAGAGAGACAGCCAUGACUGUCACCUCCCUUGUAACUCUGGAAGCCUCAAACCCAGGGCUACCUGUCACCCUGAGCCUCUAACAACUACUUGUACCAGCAGGGACACCUGUACCUAGAUGGGGUUUAUUAGAAUGACACGAGGUUCCUAUCUCCAGCUGCUGGUGCAUGAGGCCAGAGCCCCAGCCUCCUGGGUGGCUCCCCCUGCAGAGAGGGUCCUCUGUGGAAGUGAGAGGGAAACCCAGGACUUGUACACACAAAUUCACACCCACACCAUUGUCCUAUCCCAUAAAUACCCAUCCCCAUUGGUUAGAGCCUAGUUCAAGGCAUUCUAAAAUCACACUUAGUUAGCAUCUCCGUUUCCGUCAAUGGAGACGUGUCGUCUCUGAGCCAGCCGGAUGCCCAGUUUUGUCUGUGAAGCCAGCGCUGCCUCAGGCGCCCUCAGCCUCUCACCUCUGUGCACUGGGGAGACGUCCCUCCAUUCUUGAGUCACAUGCCCUGCUUCACCCUAACUGCAGACGGCGGCCACAGGGAGAACCCCAAACCAGAUCCCUUCUGGCCCCUAAAUCCAGUGCAAAAACCCUUGUCAGCCUUAACCCUGGGGGACCUGGGCUCUGACUCAGACUCCACGUGUAAAAGCAGGUGUAAAAGGGGGAAGCUCACUGUUAGUUGGGGUCCCAGGCGCCUCUGGCUCCAGCAGUCUUGGGACCCUUCAGAUAGGGAGGGGAGGGGGGAGGGGUUCGUGGGAGACUAGUCUCUAUCACCUGUACACAAUAAAAGGACAGUAUGACAGAC